AUGUUUCUGAAUGGCAAGAAGGUCCAGUCAGAGACCAACACCUUUUAUGACGUGCACAACCCAGCGACCGGCGAGCUCAUCGCGCGGACGCCGCAGUGUACGCCGGCGGAGCUCUCCUCGGCGGCCGAAAGCUGUGCCGAAGCCUUCAAGACCUGGCGCACCACCCCGGUCUCCACGCGUGCGCGGGUGAUGCACAAGUUGGAAGGUGCGAUUCGAGACAACACCGAUGCCUUAGCCAAAGUCCUCACACAGGAGCAGGGCAAGACCAUUGCAGACGCCAAAGGCGACAUCUUCCGAGGACUUGAAGUGGUCGAGAUGUCCUGUAACAUUCCGUCCAUGAUUCAAGGAGAGACCUUGCCCAACGUGGCCAACGGUGUGGAUGUGCAUUCCUAUCGGAUCCCCCUGGGCGUUUGCGCGGGCAUUGCGCCCUUCAACUUCCCAGCGAUGAUCCCGCUUUGGAUGUUCCCACCGGCCACGACCACAGGGAACACCUUUUUGAUGAAGCCUUCGGAGCGAGUGCCGCUCUCGGCCAUGAUGUUGGCGGAGAUGGCCAGCGACUGUGGUUUGCCCCCGGGCGUGCUCAACGUGGUGCACGGCGGGCACGACACCGUGAAUUUCUUGUGCGAUAAUGAGCACAUUCGAGCUGUCUCUUUUGUGGGUGGCAAUGCUGCCGGCAAGCACAUCUAUGAGCGUGCAGGACGCAAUGGUAAGCGUGCGCAAUGCAAUCUUGGGGCGAAGAACCAUGCGAUCGUGCUUCCCGACGCCGAUCCCGAAAGCGUGGUCAACCAGCUCGUCGGUGCCUCCUGCGGCGCAGCAGGGCAAAGGUGCAUGGCCAUUAGCGUGGCCGUCUUCGUGGGUGCCUCGAAGGAGUGGAUUCAGCGCAUCGCUGCCUCGGCGGCCAAGCUCCGCGUGGGUCCCGGCGAGGCGUCGAGCACCGAUGUGGGGCGAAGAAGAGAGUUGAGGAUUUGCGCCUUGGGUGAAGAGGUGGAUCGGAUUGACACCGGAGUCUCUGAGGGCGCCAAGCUGCUCUUAGAUGGGCGCUCCGCCUCGGUCCCGGAGGCCAACAAGGAGGGCUACUUCGUGGGCCCCACGGUCUUCUCAGAGGUCAAGCGAGGGAUGCAGAUCUAUGAGAAUGAGAUUUUCGGACCGGUCUUGGCCUGUGUGGAGGUCGACACCUUUGAAGAAGCCAUCCACUUCGUCAACGCGACGAAACGGCUGGUCUUCUUCGAACAGAACACGGGUUGGAUGCAAGUGAUCGAGGUGCUGAAGCUCGAAGGACGUGAAGUGAGGAACCCCUAUGGCAAUGGCACCGCCAUCUUCACGCGCAGCGGCGCAGCCGCGCGGAAGUUCACCGAUGAGAUCGAAGCGGGCCAGGUCGGUGUGAAUGUGCCAAUCCCUGUGCCUUUGCCCAUGUUUUCCUUCACUGGAAACAAGAAGUCCAUCUUGGGGGACUUGAACUUCUAUGGCAAGGUGCGUCCGCUCCGGAGUCGCGGCGGGAGACGCACGUCCGGAUUCUCUCGUCCGGAUCCGUCCGCGGGAUCCGUCCGCGGGAUCCGUGCGGGUCCGGAGGGAGGAAGUUGGAGGACUUUGGGGAAGUGGUGCCAUUCAUCUCCUUCGUCUCCUGGGGGCCAUCCGAUCCCAGUUGGAGGAUGUGUUUGGCUUGGGCGCUUGGAGUGGACACAGAGUGGCUGGUCCACUACACGGCUGGAGCGAGAACUACUUCAGUAG
Messenger RNA from Durusdinium trenchii, 1728 nucleotides. Lineage: Eukaryota; Dinophyceae; Suessiales; Symbiodiniaceae. The record is from the annotation of a GenBank genome assembly.